Molecule: messenger RNA, 1944 nt
Organism: Mizuhopecten yessoensis (Yesso scallop)
Lineage: Eukaryota; Metazoa; Mollusca; Bivalvia; Pectinida; Pectinidae
Exons: 3
Coding region: 168-656 (162 amino acids)
Source: RefSeq, a predicted model, not a curated record
UGCGUACUUACAUAUUAUUGUUAGCGUUGAUUUCCGCUUGUAGGUGAAUAAAUGUAGAGACCAGACGAUGAAACUUGAUAAGAAGAUUCUCCUCACUCACAGAAUCUUGCGUUGAUGUAACAUAUUGGACGUAAAAUACAGAUACCUGCCACACCUAGACCGCCAUCAUGUCUAACUAUCCACCGAUGGCUAACCAGUAUUUCGAUGACACUCGAGGCAGCACCAACCACCUCCAGUCUGCCUCAGAGCUGGGAAGUGCUUAUGAGCUGCGACGCCUGGGAGACUCGCGGUACACGUCACAAGCCAGUAUGACAAUGUCCUUAUAUGGAAGUCGGAGCGUUCUGUCCAUGUACACGCCGUCCCAGGCCUCCUACAUACUUCCAGUCGUCACAGAUGCACCGGACCCUAUUAAGAAGCCAGCAGAUAACUGGGGUUUCGCCUGCUGUUCUGUGUUCAUUAACCCUUUGUUUGGCCUCAUUGCUGUGUUGUUAGCAGAAAUGUCAAAGGAUUAUUUCAAUCGCUGUAAAUAUAUUCAGGCCUCGAAGUACGGAUCGUACGCGAAGGGUGCUGCAGCUGGAGGUAUAGCGUCGACCAUUAUCGUCCUGCUUCUCAUCAUAGCUCAAGUGUUACACUACCAACUCAAGUUUAACUAUUAACCUCGGCAACACGUUUCUUCUCCUCCUCCAAGCUUCUACAAAAAAUUUAACGCCAUGUUUGACCUCUUGAACAUUUGUUUUUAUAAUUCAGCUGAUAUAAAUAAAUAAUUCUAUGAUAAGUUCAAUAUCUAAGUGUCUAAAGAUGGAUUUAUUUGACACAAGUCCUUGACCUGUCGGACCAGAAUUGUUUGUUUAGGACAGGCAUAUAUUGGUCUGAUGUUGUUUUCGUGGUGAAGAGAUUCAAGACCUGCGCCAACAUACACAUGUUGGCUUGACUUGACCACCAGUAAUUUUAAGUUACCUGUGGACUGAGCUGCUGUUCUGCAUAUCAUAUUAUGACAUGGUCCAAUGUUAAAAAACUGUAUUGAAGACUCCAAUCAUAAUUUGUAUAUAGCUUUAUCUUCUGUCUUGUGAUACCACCUGACAUUCUGUGAGUAGUUGUAAUAUAUAGACACAUGUGUUACUACUGUGUCUUUUCAAGUCUGUGGAAUGAAGAUUAUGGAAUUGUUCAGCUAGUCAGUGUAUACUUACUUAACUUAAUAUUGCAAUAUUUAAAAUAUCUUUAGAGAUCUAAAGGAACUGUUUCUAAGGUCCAUUCAAAUCAAAUCAUGAUGCCAAAAAAUGGAGAGCACAAUAUUUGAUGGAGGAAACAUUGAAUUUUUUGGCUAUUGAGAAAAGAUAACAUGUUUUUUAUUUCGAUAUUUUAGUCAAUUUCUUAACAUUUUAUAUAUAACACAUGUAAAUAGUGAUCAAGGUAUAUAUAUUUUUGUAUGACAAUGUAUAGAUUUUUGUGUAAACCAUCCUAUAAAAUGUCAUCCCAUUCAUCGCUGUAAGGUGCGUACUGUGUAGUCUACUGUACAUAUUUAGUUCAAAUGUCCGUUUUAAAUAUUCCUCUUUUUUAUUUUUUUAUUUAAAGCUAUAAGAAAGCACAUUCUGUUGUUUUACUCGUAAGUGCUAUUUUUUCAUCAGUUAAGUGUUUGGGGGAAAAGAAACAGUGAUAAACUGAUUAAAAUUCUGUAGGUGAAAAACUUUGUUAAAAGUGAGCAUUGGAUUUUAAAAUAAAAUUCAUUUUUGCAAAGCACAGUGUCUUCCAAUUUCAGCAUUUUUUCCUUUUUUUUUUUUAAACAAAUGAUGUUUGCAUUCUAUGUAAAUGGCCCCUAUACUUUGUUUAUGUUAUAAUCCCUUCAUUGUUGUAAUCAUAUAAAAAUAUAACAAUAAGUGUUUUCUUUCUAAAAAAUGAUCUUGUAUCAAGUUAUACCCUCAAAAAUUUUGUAACAAUUGUAAAAAA